Molecule: messenger RNA, 2072 nt
Organism: Dendronephthya gigantea
Lineage: Eukaryota; Metazoa; Cnidaria; Anthozoa; Malacalcyonacea; Nephtheidae
Product: nucleolar complex protein 4 homolog B-like
Exons: 2
Coding region: 175-1728 (517 amino acids)
Biological process (GO): ribosome biogenesis
Cellular component (GO): Noc4p-Nop14p complex; nucleolus; small-subunit processome
Source: RefSeq, a predicted model, not a curated record
UUUUCUAUCCGUCCCACUUUUCGUUCUACUAUUCGUAUCCUCCCUGUAUCUACCUUUAUCCAUAGUUUUCUCGCAUAACUCAUAUAUUACCACUGAGCUAUAUAUAUUAUCCAUGCGCACGCACGCACGUGUUUAGUUUUACGACGUUUUUGUGGUGGAGAAAACGGUAGAGAAAUGGCUUUGAAAGAAAAAAUAAGGGACGUUCUUUUAAAUCCCAGUAAAGUAAAUGACGUUGUUGAUAUUAUAGAAGAACUAGAUAGCAAAAAUACGUCUGUAGUUUUGGAAUGUAUUGAUGGCUUGGGUAAAAUGUUUUCAACAUGGAUCAUAUCAGGCACAUGCCCAUUGACCAGCAAGGUAUCAAAAGUGUCUAAAAGGAAGGUUUCUGACAAUCCAGAGGAGAUUUUUCAGCGUUGGUUAAAUCAGAACUAUAUUCAGACCGUAAAUAAGUUACUGGGACUCCUGCAAUCGCCUAUUCCUGAAGUCAAAGAGAAAGCCUUACACACUUUGAUGAUUUUCAUUAAAGCAGAGAGCCAAAGGAUGCAAGAGAAUUCACAGGACACUAUCUUUGCCAAUGAUUUACUUUUGAAAAUAGUGGAAAAGUCAACAGACGACUUGUACAGCAAUGAUAGUUUGGUUGCAUUUUUGAAACCAUAUCUUCAAUAUAAUGAUAUAUGUUAUUAUGUGCUGAAGAAUUUGAGCAGAAUUAUCUUAAAAUCUUCCAGUGGUACAUCAGAGUGUGGGUCAUAUUUUUUUAAAAAUGUGUUCCAUCUCUUGCUAUUGAUUACCAUACCUCAAUUUAAAGAAGAACUGGAUAACUUAUUUGUCAUCCAAGGUGAAUCAGUUUUAACCAAUCAAAAUGUCAUAAACCAUAACGUAAUGAACCUAAAUGCCUACAAGAAAGUUUUUACUAAUGCUUGGGUGCCAUUCCUUGGUCUUCCACUGGAUAAAGCUUUAUAUCGACAAGUUUUGAUCAUGCUUGAAGACAAAGUUAUACCUCAUCUCGUUGACCCAAAAAUUUUGAUGGAUUUUCUGGUUGAUUCCUAUGACAUUGGUGGUGUGACCAGUAUUCUUGCGUUAAACAGUUUGUUUGUCCUAAUACACAAGUACAACCUUGAUUAUCCUGAUUUUUAUAAAAAACUGUACAGCUUGUUCGAUGCAGAAGUUUUCCACCUGAAAUAUCGUGCUCGGUUUUUCUACCUUGCUGAUUUGUUUUUGAUGUCAACUCAUUUGCCAGCAUAUCUGGUUGCAGCUUUCAUUAAACGGCUUUCAAGGCUUGGGCUGAGUGCUCCACCUCAUGGAGUGGCUUUGAUAAUCACAUUUGUGGGAAAUCUUAUCUGUCGACAUCCCAAUUGUCAAGUUUUAAUCCACAGAGAAAUAGAGAAUCUAAAUGGGGGAGAUUUAUCUGAGUCAAAGAACAAAAUUUUAGCUGACCCUUAUAAAGAAGAUGAAGCUGAUCCAAGCCAAUGUGAAGCAUUGCAAAGUUCUUUAUGGGAGCUCGAAACUUUGCGGCAACAUUACUAUCCACAGAUCAAAGAUUUAGUGGAGCUACUAGAAAAACCAAUUGGCAGAAAUGAAACUGAUGUCUCAGAAUAUUUUGAAUCUUCAUAUGAAACUUUGUUUGAUAAAGAGUGCACAGAACUCACCAAUAGUAAUGCAUUCAUUGAAUAUCAUGUACCCAAAGGACUUUUAUCAGGAUCUUUGCAUGAACUAUGGAGUAUUAAUGAAUAAACAGAACAACAUUAGCCAAAAAGAUAAUGUCUUCGAUAUGAUUAAAUUCAUAGAACAGGCCUGAAGGCAGGGAUGUUAGAGCUUAGUUGAAUUUUAGAAGUGGGGCGUUGCCAUGCUUUGUCAAAGUUUAAACCCUGCAAAUCGUUGCGUUUGGCUUCUUCGCCGUCGCAGUCUUGUAUUUCGCUUCUUGGCAACAUUCUCCAUAAUUUUAAUUUGGGAGAUAAAGUGAGAAACAGUGUUUCCUGACUGGACCUUGCCUUCGUGAUUACCCUUUUCUCCACGCUAUAUGCCACGUGAUAGAAAUGCAAGUUUGAAACAACAUUACAUAAGUAUCAGGCCUGUAU